This is a messenger RNA of Phacochoerus africanus (Common warthog), 2124 nucleotides long. RefSeq names its product nuclear RNA export factor 2-like. Bases 1 to 2124 code for a protein of 707 amino acids. The record is from RefSeq and is a predicted model, not a curated record. The transcript has 22 exons. Gene Ontology annotation, molecular function: protein binding; RNA binding. Gene Ontology annotation, cellular component: cytoplasm; nucleus. Gene Ontology annotation, biological process: poly(A)+ mRNA export from nucleus. NCBI's taxonomy places the organism in Eukaryota, Metazoa, Chordata, Mammalia, Artiodactyla, Suidae.
AUGACGAGUGUGGUGUCUGGAAGCAAGAAGCCCUGCACUCCAGCCUUUAGUCCAAGAGGCCCGUGGUUGCAUGCUGUUCCCCUGUAUGGUCUCUCCUUUCUCAGACAGUGUGGGAACUGUUUCACUGGUGUUCCAGUUGAAGGCAAAUGCCAUCAGUCAGAGAAGGCCCUCCUACCUGGACAGGCAGAAGGGAUUCCUUUCUGGGGUGUGUGGGAUGGGUCCCUUAGGGCAGGUUGGUGCUUUGCUUGCCCUACCAUCCUCUUAGCCCAGGACAGGGUACAAGACUAUGACGAUGUGGGUAGUUCAUCUCAAGAAAGAAGUGAAGGUUGGAGUUCUUCCCCACAUAGUUUGAGCAAGAGGAGCCCUCAUUAUGAACAUGGUGGAUAUGAGCCUCAGCCUUCAGGGCUCCAGGAGGAGGAUGGAAAUGUGAUGAUGAGGGAUGUCCAGGUGGACCCCAAAGGAAGAGACUCUCCCUAUACUGCCCGACGUGACAAGAGGAGAGUAAGAUGGCACAGUGAGGGCCACAUCCAUAUUACUGUGUGGAGAGAUAGAAAACUUCUGGAGAGAGAAAAGGGGAAGAACACACAAGACAGAACCCUGUCGAGCUGGUUCAAGGUCACGAUUCCCCGCGGGAGAAAGUAUGACAAGACAUGGCUAAUGGACUCGAUACAGAGCCGUUGCAGUGUUCCUUUCACUCCAGUGGAUUUUCACUGCGUGAAAAACCAGGCUCGGUUCUUUGUCCAGGAUGCUAGCACUGCCUCUGCAUUGAAGGAUGUCAGCUAUGAGAUUUGUGACAAGGACAACCGAAAGAUACCUAUCAUUGUCAACCCCUCUGAUGUUGUUCCCUACUCGGUGCACAAUAAGUUGAAGCCAGGAGAAAUGGAGCAGCUAAAGCUGACCUUGCACAAACGCUAUAACGUUUCCCAGCAAGCUCUUGACCUCCAGAGGCUCCGCUAUGACCCAGACUUAACGGGCCAUGAUAUUGAUAUAAUUCUGAAUCGAAGAAACUGCAUGUCUGCCACCCUGCAGGUCAUCAAAAAGAAUUUCCCCGAGCUGUUGUCCUUGAACCUGAGCAGCAACAAACUGUACCGGCUGGAUGGCCUGUCUGACAUUAUACAGAUGGUCCCCACGGUCAAGAUUCUGAACCUCUCCAAAAAUGAGCUGAAGUCAGCCUGGGAGUUGAGCAAGAUGAAAGGGCUGAAGCUUGAGGAGCUGUGGCUGCAAGGGAACCCUCUGUGUGGCACCUUCCCAGACCAAUCCACCUACGUAAGUGCCAUCAGAGAAUGCUUCCCCAAGUUGUUACGCCUGGACGGUCAGGAGUUACUGUCACCAAGUAUCAUUGACAAUGAUGCUCCCUAUGUGCUAAAGCCCUGCAAGGAAAGCUAUAAAGGAUCCAAUGAGCUGAAGAGUCUAAUUCUACAAUUCCUGCGGCAGUAUUACUUGAUCCAUGACUAUGGAGACAGGCGGCGUCUCCUGGGUGCUUAUCACAACGAGGCCUGCUUCUCUCUGACCAUUCCCUUCCACCCCGAGGACCCAGACCCAAGCAGCUUGUACGAGUACCUGGAGGAAAACAGGAAUAUGAAGAAGCUCAAGGACCCCUAUCUGAGGGUCCAGCUGCUGAAGCAAACAAAAGGUGACAUUGUGACCUCCCUCUGUGUGUUGCCCAAAACUCAGCAUGACCUCAGCUCCUUCGUGGUGGACAUGUGGUUCCAGACGGAAACGAUGCUCUGCUUCUCCGUCAACGGGGUGUUCAAGGAAGUGGAAGGCCAGUCUCGGGGCUGUGUUCGUGCCUUCACCCGAACCUUCAUCACUACCCCUGCCACCUCUUCCAGUCUUUGCAUCGUGAACGACGAGCUGUUUGUGAGGGAAGCCAGCCCCAGCGAAACUCAGAGUGCGGCCUUCUUCAUCCCAGUGCCUACAGCUUCUGCCAGCUCUGUAUGCACCCUCUCCCAGGAGCUGCAGGAAGUGGUGCAGGCUUUCUCUACCCAAUCUGGGAUGAAACUCGAGUGGUCUCAGAAGUGCCUUCAGGACAAUGGGUGGAACUACACCAGAGCUGGGCAAGUCUUCAGUAUACUCAAGACCGAGGGCAAGAUCCCAGAGGAGGCCUUCAAAGAAAUCCCCUAA